This is a messenger RNA of Scomber japonicus (chub mackerel), 1443 nucleotides long. Its product is annotated as P2Y purinoceptor 4. The transcript has a single exon. Gene Ontology annotation, biological process: G protein-coupled receptor signaling pathway. Lineage: Eukaryota; Metazoa; Chordata; Actinopteri; Scombriformes; Scombridae. Gene Ontology annotation, cellular component: membrane. The record is from RefSeq and is a predicted model, not a curated record. Bases 1 to 1443 code for a protein of 480 amino acids. Gene Ontology annotation, molecular function: oxysterol binding; G protein-coupled receptor activity.
AUGCCAUCCAGUAGUGGUGUUUCUCAAAACAUGAGUGUCUCCAUACUCAAUAACUUCCUAAGCUCCUCCUCUCCUUCUUCCAAUCCCUCCACUACCCCUCCACCUCCGUCUUGCAGUAUUGACGAGUCCUACAAGUACAUCUUUCUCCCCAUCUGUUACUCUUUCACCUUCAUCUUUAGCAUCUCCCUCAACUCUGUCGUCCUCUACCGUUCCUUUCGUCGAACCAAGCGCUGGAAUGCUUCGCUGAUCUACAUGGUCAACCUAGCCUCCACAGACUUCAUGUACGGCAUGUCACUGCCAUUCCUUGUAGCCAGUUAUGUCAUGCGUGACCGCUGGGUCUUUGGGGACUUCAUGUGCCGCCUGGUCCGUUUUCUUUUCUACUUUAACCUCUACUGCUCCAUCUUCUUCCUCACUUGCAUUUCUGUCCACAGGUACCUUGGUAUCUGUCACCCAAUGAAAGUCAUUACACUAGAGACCAAGAAGGCUGUUAAGUGCACUUGUGUCCUGGUUUGGAUUGUAGUGUUUGCUUUGACUUGUCCUAUCUUCCGGUUUGCUCAAACCGGUCAUGUGACAAGAUUGGCAGGCAUUGGUAGCAAUGCAAGUGGUGCUGACAACCCAAACCAUGAGCAAUUACCAAUAAACAGUAAUACCAACCAGGGUAACUGGGGAGGAAUGGUUGAGGAGUACCAGAACUGUUGGGAUGAUGCUAUAGAUAAAGAGUUUUCUGAUUAUGUGCCCUAUGGCAUCAUCCUCCAUUUGUUAGGCUUCUUUUUGCCUUUUUCCAUAAUUGCUUGGUGUUACUCCCACGUAGUUCUGACCAUAUUUAGGACUCUGCAUUCUCAACCCUCGUCCCGCCAAGGCCCAAAAGAGGGAGGACAUGAGGGCAUGGACAGACAAGAAAGGAGUGGCCCUAGAAUAGUUGGACGAGGAAGAAGAGGAGGCAAUGGGCUGUCAAAGACACUGGGAAGAGAAGAAGGAAUUUCCAUUUUCCUUGGCGCUCACUCCCCGUAUGCCAAUCGCAGACGAAAAUCCAUCAAGACCAUCGUCACCAUUACCCUCCUCUUUGCUCUGUGUUUCUUCCCCUUCCAUGUAACCAGAACUAUCUUUCUCCUGUUGAAAGUAACCAAGGGAGUUCCCUGUCACACCAUGACCAUGGUCUCCAUGUGCUACAAGAUCACAAGACCUUUGGCAUCAUUCAACGCAUGGCUCAAUGCCCUCCUUUACUUCCUGACUAAAGACAAGGGGGGAGCUCACUGUUGUCAGGCGGUAAACACCACCACUCAACAAUACGGUGGGCUUCUGUUGCCACUGAGGAUGAUGGGAAAAGCAGAGAAUGCAGAGGAGGGGAAGAUUGAAGAUGUGAUGGACAAUAAGGAGGAUAAACCAUUUCACAACAGUCCAUCAUACAUGAACAGAGCAAAAGUCAGAUAUUUAGUUGAAUAG